AUGUCUACACAUCAUCCCACAUUCAGUUCAUCAAGUGGGUUAGGUAGUGUUUUCAGGUCAUUAACAAAAACUUUUAAACCUUCAUCAUCAUCAAAAAAUGUACCAGUGACAAUUAAUCCAACAGUUGUUGGAGGAGGAAUAGAUUUACAAGAUUUAAUUAAUCAAAUUUUAUCUCAAAAUAUUUCUCAACAACAACAAUUAAAAGCUUUGGAGAAAUUAACUGAAUCAGUUUCAAAAUAUUCUAUUUCAUCAAUACAAGAAAUUUGGUAUUUAGCUCGACAAUUUUUAGAUGUAAACAAGGGAAAUAAACAAAUAAGAAAUCAAACACUUCGGUUGUUAAAUGUUUGUAUUGAAAAAGAUGAUAAUUCAGUUGGUUCAAGAACUAGAUAUUUUCAAGAUAUUUAUAAAUGUUGUCAAUUUUAUACAACAGGAUUUGAUUUACAAUUUGAUUUGUAUUUACAGGCACUUAUAAAAUUAAGUGAUAAUGGAAGAGAUAUUCAUGAUUUAAUUAUAACUGAAGAUAAUAAAAAUUUAAUUAAAUUUUUUAAUAAAGGAUUAGAAGUAUUGAUUCAUAUACUGGAAAAUAAUAAUUUAAAUGAAGAAAAUUUACAAAAUAGUAACAAUUUUAUUGAAUUUAUGAGUAAUUGUUUAAAAUUUAAUUAUGGAAUUAUUAAUGAUAAUGCUGUUGGAUCAAUGAUUGAAAAAAUUAUAAAAAUUAAUAUUGAUAAUGAAUUGUUAAUAAUUUCAAUAAUUGAAUUAUUAAAAUCAGCUUCAAAAUAUGGAAAUAUACCAACCAACGAAUUAAACAAAUUAAUACGACAUACUUCUAUAAUAUAUGGUAAGAAUGAACAAAAUGAAAUAAUAACUAAAAAUACAUUUGAAAUAAUUGAUCAAUUACUGAAUGAAAUAUCAUAUGAUUAUGUUUGUAAAGUGCUAUGUCAAGAUAUAUCUAACGUUGACAAGCUACAACUUUCAGAUUUUGAUAACCAUUCCAAAAAUUUGGAUUAUUAUUCAUGUAUUGGAUCAAUUAAUUUAAUAAUGUUAUUACAAAUAAAAAAUGUUCUACUAAAUAAAAAUAAAAAUGAAUUUCCAUUUUUUCUAAUUAUAAAUUCAGUUAACAAAAUCUUAAAGUUGAAUAUCCCUUUACUAAAUGGUCAUAUAUUGAAUUUAUUUAAUGAAAUUUUUCAAGAAACAUACUAUUCAAGAAAUUUUAAUUUACAAGUGACUGGAUCAUUUGAUUUAAUUUUCCCAUUUCAAAUUUGGUAUUAUAAUGAAAAUUCAUUAUUUGAUUUAUUUGAUAAUUUUAAAAUUAAUAAUGAAACAGAUUCAAAUAAUUUAAAAAAUUUAACUGAUUCAAUUAGAGAAUUAUAUGAAAAUCAUGAACUUUCAAUUCCCAAGGAUAAAUUAAUUGAAUUUUAUUUAAAUUUUAGUUCGAAUUUAUCUAAUAAUACUUCAAUUUUUAUAUUAAAUCAAUUUGAUGAAGAUAAAAGUUGUUCUUUAUUGAAUCCGUUAUGGAAAGAAUCUUCAUUAAAAAUUUUAAAUAAAUUUUAUUAUAAUAAAAAUAUUUCAACAAUUGUAAAAUUAAAAUGUUUAGAAGUUAUUUUCAGUGCUUAUAAAACGUCAAUAUUGAUAUUUGAUCAAAAAGAUAUAAAUUAUGAUAUAUUAAUAGAUAUUCUAAAAAAAUCAAUAAAUUUAUCAAACGAUGAAAUAUUGUUGUAUUUGGCUAAAGAAAUUAUAGUGAAUUUACUUGUUGAUUGUCCAACAUCAGUUUUUAAUAAAUUAAUUGAAAUCAUGAAACCUUUAUAUUCAGAGCGUAAAUCAACAAGUAAGAAUGAAAUUAUAAUCGCAAGAGGAUAUGUCACAACAACUACAACUCCAGAUUAUUCAAACUCGUCACCAACUAAUGAAACAUUUCUUAAAUAUUUAACAAAAUCAAUUUGUAAAGCAUUUAUAAUUUCACACCCAGAAAGAUCUGUAAAAUGUUAUAAUUUUUUAAUUGAAAUAAGUCAACAAACUUCAAAUGGAGAAAUUUUAUUAAUUAUAAUUAAAAGUUUAAUUAGAAUUAGAGUAACUUCAGAAAAUUUUAUAUAUUUUGUUCAACCACUGGAUAUGAAUGGAUUAGCAUCUGCAUUUAAAAGAGAUAAUGCCACAUUAACUGCUGGUCAGUUAUGGAAUUAUCCUGAAUUUUUGGAUUAUGUACCUGAAUCAUUUUUUAAUAAACCUAAUAAAUUUUUACAGUUACAAACUGAUAAAAAUGAUGAAAUUGAUGUUUUUUAUAUAGACAUCAAACAAUAUUUUAAUUUAAUUUUAAAUAUAUUUGAGAAUUUUAUUGAUUGGGAACUUUAUUCAUUUUGUUGGGCUCAUUUUUGUUCACAAUUAUCAAAUAUGAAAUUAUUUCAAAAUUAUAAUGAAGAAAUUUUGAGAUUAAAAACUAUAAUUUGUAAUCAAUUAAAAUUAAAAUUACCUAAAACUUUAAAAAUCCCCACGAAUGAAGAUUUAACAAAAGCUGAUUUACAAGUUGCAUUUGUUAGAUCAUUUUCUGCAUUAAUUGGAUAUCAUGAUUUAUUUUCCAAAUCAGAUGAAGAUGAAAUUAUAGAUGGUUUAAUAUUUGGUUUAUCAUCAUGGGAAAAAACUUCUAUACCAUGUAUUAAUAUAUUAACAAUAAGUUGUUUUGAAAUUCCAAUGUCUAUUAAGAAAUAUUUAAGUUUAAUUUUAAUUAAAUUACAAACUAAAAUAACAAGUGUUAAUGCAAGUACUCAUACAUUAGAAUUUUUAAGUUCUUUAAUUCAUUUACCUAUAUUAACUUCAAAUUUUACAAUUGAUGAAUUUAAAAGAGUAUUUGGUAUUGCUUUUAAAUAUAUUCAAUAUUCAAAAGAUUUAGAAAAAAUGAAUUUAAAAAAUAUAACAACCACCACAAGUAAUGAAGUUAUAUUAAAACAUGGAGUUGAUGCAGAAAUUGAAAAAACUCCGCUGACUCAACAAAAUGGUGUUUCACCAAUUUUAAUUCAAUAUAUUUUAAUGUUAUCAUAUAAUGUUAUAUCAAGUUGGUUUUUAAAAAUUGAAAUGAAUGAUAGGAAAAAAAUUUCAUCUUUCUUAAUUAAAAAUUUAAUAGCUUGUGAUAAUGAAGAUAAUAAUUCCAAUGAUAAUAAUUUUCAUCAUUUAACUGAUCAAACUAUGGGAUUUUUAGAUUUUAUUACAAAAUUUACAUAUAGUGAUUUCCCAUUAAAGAUCAUAUAUUCAACUAAUAAAAAGUUUUUACAAAAUGAUAAUGAUGACCCAGAAAGAACAAUAUUAAAUAGAUGGAUGGUUGGAUGUUCUGUUGUAAGUAUUGAAACUGAUAUUUAUUCUGGCGAUACAGAUAUUUUAAUUAGAAAACCAACAGGAGUAAGUAAAUUAAUAAUGAAAUUAAAUCAUGAAACCGAUUUAAAUAAAUCAAAACCAGAAAAAGCUAUAAAUCCAAAUUAUUUUUUAUUACAAUUAUUUGAUUCAAUAUCAAAACCAAUACCAAUUAUAGAAGAUUCAAUAUUAUUAAGAGCUCUUAAUGUAUUAGAUAGAAUACCAAGUGUUGAGUUUCAUAAAAUUGGUAUAAUAUAUAUUAACAAGAAUCAAACUACAGAAAAUGAAGUAUUAUUAAAUAAAAUUGGAUCAAUUGAUUAUCAAAAAUUUUUAAAUCAAAUUGGUAAAUUAAUAAAAUUGAAAGGUGAAAAAGAAAUUUAUUGUGGUGGAUUAGAUAUUGAAAAUAAUUUAGAUGGUGAAUUUACAAGAUAUUGGAGAAAUAAAUUAACUCAAAUUAUAUUUCAUAUAACAACAAUGAUGAAUAAUGAGGAAGAAAACGGCGAUAGUAAUGAUACCACUACAUCUAAUUCAAUAACUCCCUCACAACAAAGAAUAAUAGAUUUAAAAAAAAGACAUAUUGGAAAUAAUCAUGUAAAUAUAUUUUGGGAUGAAUCAAAUAAUCAAGAUUUUAAUUUUAAUCUUAUAAAAUCUCAAUUUAAUUUUUUAAAUAUUGUUAUAACUCCUCAAACAAUAAAUUUAGAUAACUCCAUGUCUAGUAAUCUGGAAAGAAAAUUUUUUAAAAUUAAAACUUUUAGAAGAUCUGGAGUACCUGCAGUUUUUUCAACUAGUCAUUUUAAAAUUAUAAGUUCAAAUCAAUUACCUUUUGUUAUUAGAAAUUUAUCAAUAUUAGCUUCAGAAUUUGCAAAUGUUUGGUAUGCAUCAGUUUCAAAUAAUAAUAAUAAUACAACUACAGAUUCUAAUAUUUCAAAAUUUGAAAGUAAUUGGGCUAAAAGAGUUAAACAAUUACAUUUAAUUUAUGAUAAAUCAUUAGAAAAUUUUAAAAAUUUAAAUCAAUCAGAUAAUAAUAAUAUUGACGAUGUAAAUUUCAUUAAUAAUGAUAAAAAUGGAUCAUCAUUCACAAAUAAUAUUGAAAAAUUUGAAAAUUUUGAACAAUCUUCUUUAAAAAAUAUAUAUAGUUCCGUUGAAUUCAAUUCUUAUACUUUAUAA
Lodderomyces pseudojiufengensis is the source of this 4503-nucleotide messenger RNA. RefSeq names its product Tsc2p (gene TSC2). Gene Ontology annotation, cellular component: TSC1-TSC2 complex; nucleus; cytoplasm. Bases 1 to 4503 code for a protein of 1500 amino acids. Gene Ontology annotation, biological process: positive regulation of GTPase activity; negative regulation of TOR signaling; regulation of small GTPase mediated signal transduction. Lineage: Eukaryota; Fungi; Ascomycota; Pichiomycetes; Serinales; Debaryomycetaceae. Gene Ontology annotation, molecular function: GTPase activator activity. The record is from RefSeq and is a predicted model, not a curated record. The transcript has a single exon.